AUGGAUAUGGCAUCCCCUUCUCCUUUCACUGUCUUAUCACAAAUCAAUGCAACAUCCAAUGGCAAAAACAGAGCCUGUAAUGAUUCUGGCAAAGAAGAAGAAGUGCUUAUUUUUGCAAUCUUCACUAUACUUUUCUGUGUGUUGGGAAUGUUGGCCAACGGCCUCGUGAUCUGGUUGCUGGGCUCCUCCGUUAAGAGGAACACUUUUGCCAUUUAUAUUAUCAACCUUUCUGUUGCAGACUUUGGUUUUCUCACCUUUGAGCUGAUUAUCGAAAUCCACUGGCUUUUUACACGUCUGUAUUGUAACUUUCCCUACGAACUCUUCCAAAUGAUCCUGCGGUUAAUGUACAGUGCGGGACAAUUUCUCCUGACAGUCAUCAGCAUCGACAGGUGUCUUUCGGUCCUCUUCCCAAUUUGGUAUCGAUGCCACCGGCCGGUGCACAUGUUUACGACCGUGUGUGCUGUCAUCUGUGCCGUUUCCUUCAUCCUCUCUUCAAUUCUCUUCACAAUUAUAACAGUUCUUAGAUUUGGAAACAGUUGGGUGAUAUAUCAGUUCAUCGUUAACAUUGUGCUUUGUCUCCCACUGAUGACCAUCUCCAGUGUCACCUUAUUUAUCAAAAUCUGCUUCGUAUCCAAAAGCCAAAGGCGGAGGAAGCUUUUGACAGCUAUUUUGCUCACGCUUUUCUUCUUUUUAGUCUUGGCUUUUCCACUAAAUGCCUUUUAUUUUAUCCGGUAUGUUUUCGAACACGUACAUCCCAACCUUGUGCAUUAUGGCUACUUAUGUGCCUGCAUCAAUAGCAGCAUUAACCCCAUGAUCUAUUACCUGGUGGGGAGACAGAAGGAUAAAACUCAGAGAAGCAUGAAAGAAGUGCUUCAGAGAGUUUUCAAGGAGGAAGAAAAUUGUACUGAUCAAAUGUAA
This is a messenger RNA of Thamnophis elegans (Western terrestrial garter snake), 918 nucleotides long. RefSeq names its product proto-oncogene Mas-like. The coding region runs from base 1 to 918 and encodes 305 amino acids. Gene Ontology annotation, molecular function: G protein-coupled receptor activity. NCBI's taxonomy places the organism in Eukaryota, Metazoa, Chordata, Lepidosauria, Squamata, Natricidae. Gene Ontology annotation, cellular component: membrane. The transcript has a single exon. The record is from RefSeq and is a predicted model, not a curated record. Gene Ontology annotation, biological process: G protein-coupled receptor signaling pathway.